GAACCCAGUGCUAGAGGGGAGGGAGUAGGGUCCGAGGGGAAACUUAGUGUGCAAUUUGAUGGGAGAUUUAGUCGGUUGCAGGCGGUUGUAUUCCCAGACGCCAAGUGGUACUGAUGCACUGGAACUAGAGUCAGAAAGCAAAAUGGAGGAACAGGAGCCCGCUGGACCUGAACCGCAGAAGAGUCUGGAGGGAGGCGCGAGAGACCUUCGUGUUGUCCAAAUUGGGGCCACCGGGGAGCUGCUGGAAGGGACUCCACCUCAGCAGUUUAAACAGGAGCCAGAAGAACACUGUUGGGAAAGCCAGUUGCAAGACUUCUUGAAGACCAUGCAGCCGCCUCGGUCAGGGUGGAGAAAUCCGCCCCCGCCCCACUAUAUGUCAGGGGAAGACACCAAGUAUUUCCAAGCCUCCUUCAGGAAAGGUAUCGACGGCAGCCACUGGCCGAAAGUCGAGCGCAUGGACGAUACGACGCCAGGCCUUGGCGGAGAGGGCAGUGAGGCCUAUGACAGCAGCCAGGACUCACCUGUGAAAGUGAAGGAAGAGGUUCUGGAUGAGGAUCCGGUCAACCUGGAGAUGCGGCGGCAGCGUUUCAGGCUCUUCUGCUAUGAGGAGGCGGAGGGCCCCCGAGAGGUUUGCAACAAGCUCUGGGAACUCUGUCAUCAGUGGCUGAGGCCAGAGACACACACCAAAGAGCAGAUCCUGGAGUUUUUGAUCCUGGAGCAGUUCCUGACUGUCCUGCCCUCAGAAAUGCAAAGCUGGGUCAGGGAGCAGGACCCAGAGACCUGCACUCGGGCUGUAGCCCUGGCGGAGCGCUUCCUGCAAGAGUCGGAGGAACCGGAACAAAAGAUGUCUGGAUCCUUGGAGAAGGUGUUCAAUUCCCCCAAGUCAGAUCACUCUUCACCAGUUGUCCUGAAGAUGCAGCUCCCCUUGGAUGAUAAGCAGGAAGCUGACUGGGAGGCCACCUUGUCUGGCAAUGAGCAAGUGCAAGAUGAUGAGGAGGAUGAGACGUUUCAGGCUGACCGGUCUGAGCAAGUGGGUAUUGGUGGGAUGUCGUUGGACAGAUCCAAAGGGAAAUGUUCCCAAGGCCCUGAGAUAGAGAUUUCUGAAAGUCGUCAGGGACCAGAAGGACACCAGGAAAACCAUCCUGGAAAGUCAACAAAGCUUUCUGAGGAGGGCGAGAGGGGCUUGCUCGAAAGUACCUUUCAAGAGGGAGUCCACAGGCCUGCUGACUCAGGCGAAAGCUCCUGCCAUAGCUUUGGCCACCAGGAAGUGCAAGCACCUGAAAAACCCCAUAAAUGCUCCUUUUGCGAGGCCAGCUUCUAUGAGCGAACACACUUGAUCAUCCAUGAGAGAAUCCACACAGGCGAGAAACCAUAUAAAUGCUCGGUGUGUGAGACAUGGUUCUCUCACCCCUCUGAGCUUAUGCGACAUGAGGAGACCCACAUGCCUGAGAAACCCCAUAAGUGUGCAGUCUGUGGCAAAAGCUUCAACCAGAAAGCAUCCCUCAUUACCCACGAGAGAACCCACACAGGAGAGAAACCAUACGAAUGCUCUGAGUGUGGAAAGAGCUUCAGUACGAGCUCCCAGCUCAUUACACACAAGAGGGUCCACACAGACAGUAGCUGUGCCUGUGUGUCUUCGCAUGCUUCCUGUGAUGCCAGGGCUAACCGUACCCAGAUGAUGGCCGAAAGACACCCAUAUGUUGCAAGUGAGGAACUGCAAGUGACUUUCUUUCCCUACCCCCACCUCCAAGUAACCAGAGACCAAAAUAAUCAUCCUCAAACCCCUUGCAAGACCCAAGCUGAGAGGUACCUGCUAGAUAACAACCUCCAAAACUUGGCUAGUCCCAGUCAAUGGCAGUGUUGAGCUCCUGUUGCUCACACAUCAGAGAUGGGACUGUAGCUCAGUGACAGAGCAUCUUCUUUGCAUGCAGAAGGUCCCAGGUUCGGUCCCUGGCAUCUCCAGGUGGACUAGGGAAAGAGUCCUGCCUAAAACCCUGGAGUUGCUGCCAGCCAGUGUAGACAGUACUCAGCUGGGUGAACCAAUAGUCUAACUCAGUAGAAGGCAGCUUCUUAUGUACGCACCCCAGGCUGCUUAGCCUUGCCAUGCUGGGUCCUGCCCAACAGCCUGUUUUUUGCCAGCAUCUGGUCAUCAGAGGGCAAAUCUGCAUGGUAUAAAAAUUACUGGUUUAAAAAUAGUAAGAGUCUUAUGGAACCAGAACAAUUCCACGUAUUGUAGCAUACGCUUUUGCGGACUAGACCUGCCAACCAAGGAUAAUAACACUUCAUGCAGCUGAUGAGAUGAGCUCGGAAAGCUUCUGCUGCUAUUAACUGGUUAGUCUCUAAGGUGCCACAAGACUCUGUGGUGCGUUUGCUGCGAUAGACCAGCAGGGCUUCCCCUCUGAAAAUGGGCACUACUGAUUAAAGCCACUUUCAGAGCUGUUGGACUAAUGUGGCUCUCGGCUGGGAGUUGUAGUUAUUUGCAAACAGCUAAGGGAAACUAAUUCUUGGCACCCUUAUAAAACUGCAGUUUGCAAGGUUCAUGGGGCAAAAUUAUGAUUUACUAAACUGGUUUUGAACACAGUUUAAUGCUAUAGUGUAGAUGUGUCUAGAAGCAUACUGCCUCCGAAUAUGGAUGGUCCAUUUUUCACUAUUGCCAACAAUACCAAGCCACUGAUAGGCCAAACUUACCAGGCCUAAGCAAAACUUGUGUCUUGUGCUGAUAAAUGCAUGGUGCAGAGACAGUUGACAGAGAAAACAUUUUCACCUUCUGUCAUAACACUAGAACUUGAGUUCUCCAGUUAAGGUGUUGGGUGGUGGAUUCAGGACAGACAAAAAAAGUACUUCACACAACACAGAUAUUUUAUUUUAACUUGCUAGCACAAGAUGUGGUGGACUCUAACUUAAAUUGAUUUGAAAGGGGAUUAAAUGUAUUCAUAGGUCUGGUCACACUGACGGUUCCAUAGAACCUCCAUGUUCAGAAGCAGGGUAUCUUGGAAUACCAGUUGCUGGGAGAGCUGGGGCUUCAUGCCUUGCUUGUGAGCUUCCCAGAAGCAUCUUACUGGUCAUGGUAGGAAGCAGGAUGCUGAGCUACAUGGACCCUGCAUCUGAUCCAACAGGAAUCUUAAAUUCCUGUGUGUGUGUGUGUGUGUGUGUGUGUGUGUGUGUGUGUGUGUGUGUGUGUGUGAGAGAGAGAGAGAGAGAGAGAGAGAGAGAGAGAGAGAGAGAAUAUCUAGUGGAGAAUAAUGGCUAGUGAGUGAGUGUAUCAGAGAACAAACUGCAACAAAUAAUUUGUGUAAGCCAGAAGGAGAACGAAUUACAGAAUUUGGUUAGUUGUGUAUACUGAUGAGAAAUGGAAACACUAAGACCUGAUUCAGGCAUGCCUAUUUCAUCUCCUUGGUGACUGGCAAUGGAAUGUGAAUCAGGACCUUUGCAAAGGUCCUUGAAAUGAUAGGAGGAAAUGCAAAAGGUAGAGCUGUGCUAGGUCCAUCCACCUGUGCAAGUAUUAAGUGACGGACACAUAUUUGUGAGCUGCUCAAAAAAGAGGGGCAGGAAAGGGUGUGUUUUGUGUGUCCUACAAAACAUGGCACACCCAAGGGGAAAAGGUUGAGACAUGGAAAGGGAAGAGCUCUGUUGUCAGCGUUCAGGGUAGGCAACCAAGAUGAUCAGGGGCCUAGAGCACCUUCCUUAAGAGGCAAGGCUACGACACCUGGGGCUAUUUAGGUUAGAAAAAAGACAACUGCGGGGAGACAUGAUAGAGGUCUAUGAAAUCAUGCAUGGAGUGGAGAAAGUGGAGAGAGAGAAAUUCUUCUCCCUCUCACAUAACACUAGAGCCAGGGGUCAUCCCAUGAAAUGGAUUGCCGGGAAAUCUAGGACCAACAUAUGGAAGUACUUUUUCACACCGUGCAUAAUCAGCUUGUGGAAUUCUCUGCCACAAGGUGUGGUGACAUCCAGCAACCUGGAUGGCUUUAAGAGGGGCUUGGAUAACUUCAUGGAGGAGAGGUCUAUCAAUGGCUACUAUUCGGAGGGCUAUAGGCCACCUCCAGCCUCAAAGGCAGGAUGCCUCUGAGUACCAGUUGCAGGGGAGUAAUGGCAGGAGAGAGGGCAUGUCCUCAACUCCUUUUCUGUAGACUUCCAGUGGCACCUGGUUGGCCACUGUGUGAAACAGGAUGCUGGACUAGAUGAGUCUUGGGCCUGACCAAGCAGGGCUGUUCUUAAGGGAGCUUGUAGGUAACAUGGUGGAAUCUUUUUUUUAAAACUUGGUGGGAGGGGAGGAAGGUGUGUGUGUGUGUGUGUGUGUGUGUGUGUGUGUGUGUGUGUGUGUGUGUGUGUGUGCGCGCUGGGGGAGGGGGGAAUUCAUUUAUUUUCCCUCUUCAAUCUUUUUCCUCGUGCCCAAAGACAGACAAGUCUUCUUACAAAGUCAAAAGGGAAAGGCCCAGGGCAACUGGGUAUAUAUGGGAGUGAAGAUUUAGAAGCUUAAAAAAAGAAAGAAAUCUGUUCUGGGUGUGCGUGCAUGCGCACAGACACACACACACCUUGCUGCCACAGAAUUCAGGUGAUUGGAGGCAACAAUGGCCCUCUUUAUCCCACCCCCAUAAACUCUAAUGGGACUGUUUUAAGCUUCCCUCGUGUAUGUGGGGCCUCUGAGUGGCAGUUGAGAAGGCAGAGACCAGGGGUGUAGCUAUAACUGAGCAGAUGGGUUCAAGGAACCCGGACCCCCAAGUUCCUGAGGGCCCCCCAGAUCCACCCCUCCCUAUUUUCUUCAUUAUCUCCCUCACUCUGGGGGGCCACCGGGGAUAGGGGUGAACACAGGCUCCCCCCUCUCCCCUAGCUAUGCCCCUGGCAUAUAUCCCUUUCCCCCCAAUCCACAUACCUAGGUUCAAGUGGUGUGGGGCACUCAAAACGCUAAUUGGAAAGUGCAAAGCUAAGUGUGAAAGAGAGGAGAUGCAUGUAUACACACACGCACACACUCUAUUUACAAUAUUCAUCCCAUUUCCGUCCCCUUCUUCCUCCAAAAAGCUCAGAGCAACAUACAAAAUGGGCGGUGUUCCCAUUUUUUCCUCUCAACAACCCUGUGAAGGUAAGCUAGACUGAGGGAUGGCUAGUCCGAGAGUGGCCACUCGGGGCCAUGCUUGGUAUAAGCAGUUUUAUUUUAAAAAUCCACAUCUGCCCUCUUUGAUAUAUAAAGUGGGGGAGGGGAUCCACUCUUUAUAUGAAAAGGAAGGGGGGAGGAGUAUGAAACCUGUCCCCUCUUCCGUGCCUUCCCUCACCAUGCUCUGUUUCUUGAUGCAUUUUUCUCCCAAACUCGCUCCAAUACCAGAUGAAAAAAUUGCUUGAAGCAAAGGAGCACAGUGAGAUAAGGUGGGAAGGUUGGGUUUAGCUUUCCUCUGUGGUUUUUUCCCUGGUAGGCCCCAACUGAUCUCUGUUUCAUAAGUGAGCAGAGUAGAUACACAUGGCUGCUUCACCACAUCUUUUGUUCUCAAGCCCUAUUCAGACAUUGCAUUGUACGUGCAUACAGGUAUCUGUACACAAGGUCCUGGUUUUUUGUAUGAAUGACUGUGCAUGCUUUAAUUUGAAGAGUGAACCCGAGUACAGAUAGGCAAUGUACUACUGUACAUGUGUUGAACAUAGCGUGUGAAUAACUGUGUGUACAGAUCUGUAAGUACAUACACUCUGUGCAUAUUGAAUGUGUUUAAUAGAAUGUGUGACUAGGGCUUCAGUCAUGUGGGUCUGAGGAGAUUCGAACCCAUGUCUCCCCCAUCCCUAACGCUUGCUUUGCAGUGCUGUGACAAGAGAGUGCCUGGAAGGGUGUGAGGCUCCCCUCAUGCCAGGAUUUCAACAUGUCAUUAGGCCACCGCACACUUCUACAAGAAGCUGCAGGCAUCACAAAAUGGCUGCCUCUCUCAUGUGUAGGGGUGGCUAUGUUUGGAAUCUGUCUGUGCUUCCAGACAGUACUGAGCCUCCGUAUAUCUUUUAAAAUUGCCCACUGCCUUCUUCCAGCCUUCGUUGGCCUCUUCACGUAUACUAAAGUCCACCUUUUCACAACUGUUUGUAUCCCUCUACGUGUAUGCAUGUCUGCUCACAUGAAGAGGCACGGAGAGAGAUUAACACCGCUUCCUUCCUAUGAUUGUUUGUGAAUCUGUAGUUGUAAAUGCAUUUAAAACUAUCUUAAAUUUUAAUUUAUGCAUAUGCAUUACUUGUAGAUUUUACAUUAAAACUUUUUUUUUUUUUUUUGCAUUAA
Hemicordylus capensis (graceful crag lizard) is the source of this 6238-nucleotide messenger RNA. RefSeq names its product zinc finger protein 436-like. Gene Ontology annotation, cellular component: nucleus. The coding region runs from base 59 to 1864 and encodes 601 amino acids. NCBI's taxonomy places the organism in Eukaryota, Metazoa, Chordata, Lepidosauria, Squamata, Cordylidae. The record is from RefSeq and is a predicted model, not a curated record. Gene Ontology annotation, molecular function: DNA-binding transcription factor activity, RNA polymerase II-specific; RNA polymerase II cis-regulatory region sequence-specific DNA binding. Gene Ontology annotation, biological process: regulation of transcription by RNA polymerase II. The transcript has 5 exons.